GGCCAUUUGUCAUGAGCAUUCCAGUUAUGGCCGAUUGUUUUGACGGAGAUAAGCGAUUGCGUCUUGUGCCCCUCACAACUCCAUUGAUUGGAUAGGGAUCGGAAGUGCGGUGCCGUCAAGACAGAGACUCUCAUCACCAGAGACGUGACCGACUGAAGGAAAAGCUGCCGAAACGAAGAUCAAUGGCCGAAGUGAGGGAGGAGGCCACGGCGGGUGAAAAGGCCACGAGCAGCCUUUCCAAGUUCUUUUGGACACCGCCGUGGCUGAGAUGGAAUCCGGACAAGAAUUAUGAGAUGUCGUGGGCCAUGGCCUGUUUCUUUGGAUUUGUGGCUGCAUUCAGUGUCGCAAACCUCUAUUAUACCCAUCCCAUCCUUCACAUUUUGGCGCAAGACUUUGGUAUCACGGAUGAGCGUGCUUCGCUGGUCCCAACGCUGCUGCAAGCUGGCUAUGCCACCGGUCUGCUCUUCAUCGUCCCCAUUGGCGACAUUGUCCCUCGCCGGCCGAUGAUCAUCAGCCUGGUAUUCGUGACAUCUCUGAUUUGGCUUGGCUGUACUUUGGCCAAAAAGUUCGAAGUCUUCCUCGGUUUGUCCUACGUCGUCGGCCUCUUCACCGUCACACCGCAACUCAUGUUUCCUCUGACGGUGCGCUAUGCCCCUGCUCGACACCGACCCACCAUGACUGCCAUUGUCAUGUCUGGACUCGUCUUUGGCAUUCUGGUCGCUCGGUUGCUCUCCGGUAUUGUGGCCCAGUACAGCGACUGGCGCAACAUCUAUUGGAUGUCGUUUGGAUUGCAACUCGCAAUCGUCAUUUCCGCCUCGCUGUUCAUGCCGGAUUUCCCCGUGCUGUGGCCUGGCGCAACCUAUCCCGGCAUCCUGCUCAAGAUGGUACAGAUGCCAUUCCGGCAGCCUGUGUUGACUCAGUCAGCGCUCAUUGCUUUCCUCCUCAUGGGCAUGUUCACCUCGUUCUGGACUACCCUGACGUUUCAGCUCGCGGGUCCUCCGUUCCAUCUCUCGACUCUCGUCAUCGGACUUUUUGCGCUCGUGGGCAUGUCGCCAGUUCUCUUCAGUCCCAUCUUCUCACGUCUCGUCAUGACACGCCUCCAUUCGAGCGCCACCUUGAUCAUAGGACAUCUCAUCCUGCUCACAGCUGUCUGCAUUGGAACCUUUACCGGUACGUUCUCGUUGGCGGGACCCAUUAUCUGGGCCAGUAUCGGAGACUUUGGCAUGAACAUCGUGACUGUGUCCAACCGGAUGGCGUUUGCCAACAUAGAGCCCACUGCUCAGAACGCGGUCAACUCGGUCUACAUGGUCUUCACGUUCUGCGGCCAGCUCUUCGGAACGAGCGUGGGAAACAAGCUGUAUGCAAGUGGCGGAUGGAUCAGAAGCGGCUCUUUGUCCAUUGGCCUGGUCGGCGGAGGGCUGCUGCUUGUCCUUAUUCGAGGGCCUCACGAGAAGGGCUGGAUUGGCUGGUCAGGUGGUUGGGAGGUGAGGCUCAAGAAGCUGCGGGAGAGAGAGGCGGAAGAGGCUCAGGCGGCAUCUGACGUGACGGCACAUCCGUCCGACGAGGAGGCGGGCAUCCCGCAGGAGAGCGAGGCCAAGGAGAAGAUGUGAAGCGGCAUUUGAUGAUAUCACGAGAGAUGAAGAUAGACUGUAACGGUUAGAUUGCGUAGUUAUGCUUAGGUAAUAGGGAAUAGAAUAACAUCAUCAGUAAUGGCUGCUCUUUCCCUUUCUU
Molecule: messenger RNA, 1731 nt
Organism: Trichoderma citrinoviride
Lineage: Eukaryota; Fungi; Ascomycota; Sordariomycetes; Hypocreales; Hypocreaceae
Product: MFS general substrate transporter
Exons: 6
Coding region: 183-1610 (475 amino acids)
Biological process (GO): transmembrane transport
Molecular function (GO): transmembrane transporter activity
Source: RefSeq, a predicted model, not a curated record